AUGUUUGAUUUCGAGGACGGCGCGUCUGAACGCGAAAAAUGCUUCACCACGGUCACUCAACUGCCUGCGUUCGUGGAUCCUAAGCAGAUCCCAAGCAAGAAAUCACCCUUCUCCGCAAUUCUCAAUCACCCUCUGACACACACGGUUGAGGUUAUUCUUCCAGAGGCAGUCUAUACCAGCAUUCAAUCAUCAUUAGAUGCAAAAUUGACCAAACCUCGGUAUUCUCGAGUAUUCAUGUCCCCCGCUGACAUACUCGAGGGUGAUUUCUUCAACACAUAUGUCAAAACUGGAAAUGUCAUCAUGAUCUCUGAAGGCCGUUCAGGCUCGGAUACCGUAUUCACCCUACGCGAGGGGAUUUGCAAAAUCGAACUGGGAAAAGAAAUAUAUGAGCGCACAGGGCUGAACGGAAAGCCCAUCCGCAGUGGUGGAAGGAAGCAUGAAAAGGAGAGAUUUUUGAUUGAACUGAACCUUCGACUACCCUCAAUGUUGCAUGGCAAAAAGGGCUUCGAGCGAAUUGUCUGGGCGUUCAAAAAUGUUCUGAACCAGUCUCUGACAUGGCUCUUCUGCGACUUAGAUCCUGCGAGCCAGGAUGAUGAAUCUAGGCCUAUUAAGGGUCUUCACCCACAGCUUCUUGAAUCAGCACCAGCCCAAGCUAAGCUUGAGGGUGUCCUGACUCCACCUCUGCAAAAAUUAGUAUCGAAAGAGAUGCCCGAGGCAGAAAUGCAAGAUAGAUGCGGUGCACUGUCCGAAUGGAUUGCCAUGGUUCAACUUGGAUCCCCCCGUAUCUCUACCGGAGAUUCAGUCGAUUCGUAUCUCAGUCGCUACAGCGUACCAGAGUUUGAUAAAAACGAUACCGUUGAUCUGGUCAGCUUAAAAUGGCGUGGUUUCAUUUCAUCAGCUUGGACAAUGCAGCUUUUCUUGACUCUCAUCGCGAAAAUACUAAUUUUGGCCCAAUUGGGCGGCGGCAGGUCAUCUACGGCAAAGCUCACUUCGGCCGAGCCUUCCUCUUGGUUUGUGAUUUCGUCAUCGGCAUUGGACAGGCAGGCCGUUGAGGGAAGAGAUGGUUUUAGCAUCGCAGUUUCCCCAAAUAUACUGUCGUCAACUACAGGGACCGAGGCAGAGGCAGAGACUCAAGACUGUGAAGCCUCUGCGCUGAAUACUCGACAUGCUAUUUGCUGGGAGUUUGUGGGCGCUUCCGCCCUCAACAGCCCAUGA
Molecule: messenger RNA, 1215 nt
Organism: Penicillium waksmanii
Lineage: Eukaryota; Fungi; Ascomycota; Eurotiomycetes; Eurotiales; Aspergillaceae
Product: ribonuclease P protein subunit p40
Exons: 7
Coding region: 1-1215 (404 amino acids)
Biological process (GO): tRNA 3'-end processing; tRNA 5'-leader removal; endonucleolytic cleavage in ITS1 to separate SSU-rRNA from 5.8S rRNA and LSU-rRNA from tricistronic rRNA transcript (SSU-rRNA, 5.8S rRNA, LSU-rRNA)
Cellular component (GO): ribonuclease MRP complex; multimeric ribonuclease P complex
Molecular function (GO): ribonuclease P activity; ribonuclease MRP activity
Source: RefSeq, a predicted model, not a curated record